GAUUCAUAUAUAUAUAUAUAUAUAUACAUCAGUAUGUAUCUGCGGGUAUAUAUAUUUAUAUAGAUAUAUAGUUUAGUAUAGUAAAGAGUAAAGUUAAAUCAUGGACAGCAGCAGUAGCUGAGGUGGAGCUGGCGACGAGUCGUCGACUCCACUCGCUCAGCGCCUCUACCUCUACUAUACAACUUUCUUCCAUUUUUCAUUUAUCCGUAGUCUCUUGUAUGUGGAUCUUUAACUUUAAAAUGUGAACCUAACCAGGUUUGAAUCCUCGGGGAUUCUGGGCAGGCCGAUCCGUCGUACGGAAUCGUGCACUGUCUACUUUUUUAAAAACCACUCUAAAAUAAUAGUACAUUUUUUUUUUUAUCAACUUCUACAAUACAGUAAAGUGACCAGUACUGUAAAGUGUCCACAGGAUUAAUAUUGUGCCGAAAAAUUUUUGGAGUUUAACUUUUCUUUACAUUACACCUUUUAAUAGUUUUUUCUACUGUAUUGUGUAAAAAAAACUGUGUUUGAACGACGUGUUUACCACGAGACUGUCGGUGCCGUACGAUGUCUAUGCACGAGUGGACGGGUGCGUAAACGUCAGUGCAUUAUCAUGUGAUAAUGUGGACUUUUGACGAGGUACCUGUUAAACAAGAGCGUCCAGAUGAAGCGGAAAUCCGGGAAUUGGCUGCCAAAAUGGUGGAAGCAAACAAGGCGAAAAUGCAGGCAAUGCCUCCAGCAACGCCGAGACCAGCUAAUCCACAGGCAAAUUUACCCGGAAUACUCGGUUAUUUAACGCGUAAACCAACUGAUGGAUCAACUGGAACACCACCAGUAGCUAAAUCACCGUCUGUUCAAGACGGCAAAGUACCGCUUGAUGAUGAAAGUCAGCGUGGUAGAUUUGGUUGGGUGUCAUUUGAAAAAAUUCACAUACCAUAUAUAUUUCGUGGUAGUGAAAAAUAUUGUGCUGUUAGGAUACUUGAAGCCAAGCUACUAAAUAAGUACCUGAAUUAUCUUCACUCAGAUAUUUACAGUUGUACAUGUAUUAAAAGUUACUUUAUAACUGAAGCUGAGAGUAAAUUAUUUAAUGAAAUAAAUAAUAAACAUUGUGAGAAUCAAUUCGGCAAAGAACAAUUUACGUGUAAAGAUUUAGUUGUACGUCUAUCAGACGCUAAAGAAUUUUACACAUUUUUAGAUGUAUGUUAUACUAAGUUAACAAGUAACAGUGUUAUUGGUAAUAAUAGUGGUGGUAAUAAUAAUGGACAUAAUAAAAAUGAUAAAUGUGGAUUUAUACGUAUUAAUAAAGAAUCUGUUGUUCCAUAUACAAUAAAAGAUAAUUUAAAAUACGUACCGUUAUUUUAUUUUGAAGGUGAAACGGACAAUUUAAAAUUAAAAGCUGAAAAAUUAGAGGGAUGGGAUUUGUCAUAUUUAAAAUUUUGUUGUAAAGUACAGGGUAUACGUAAUGAAUUAUUUGCUAGUGAAACAUGUUCUGUUAUAAGUUUAAGCGAUAUUAAAAGUUAUUUUCCACCUGGUACUGGUUUUGAAGACUAUUGGCCUAGUAAAGUUAUGGAUUCACAGCUAUUUGUUAAUGGUAAAAGUGGUGCUAGUGCUGGUGGAUGGACUAAACAACCACCAGCUCCGCCAGCAAAUAUUAUUGGCAAACAAUUACAAGUUCAAAAUAAUUCAACUUCUAAAUCAUCGUCUUCAUCACAACUAACAUCACGAACCGUUGCUGGUUUACCAGCAACACGUAAUAGCAAUACUGCUAAUACAACCACAUUACAGUCAGUAGUUAAUCAAUCAUCAAGAUCCGUUGUUACAACACAUCCAGCGCAUGUAUCAUCAAAUAAUCUGUCUGGUGGACGAUCUGCUGCUGCUGCUAAUAAUGCUCAACCUUUGCUCAGUUCAUUAACUGCUGUUAAUGGAUGGACUGGAUUAGUUGGUGGACAACCAACAUUUCAGACUGCUAUUGUACCUCAAUCUAAUUCACAAGCCGUUAUAAGAAUGCAAAAUUCACCACUUAUACAUAAUAAUAUCUCUUCAUCUAAGGCUUAUCAACAGCAAUCAAGAAGUCGAGCUGGAGGUAAUGGUAGUACGGCACCUGGUCAGUAUCCAGUUUACCCAGUUACAACUAUUCAACCAAUUCCACAAGCACAAUCGACUUUACGAGCAACUGUACACUCCAAUCAACCUAAUCUUGGUUAUCCAACCUAUGGGAAGGAUGACUGGGUUGGUUCAACAUACACAACAUCAAGUCUAACGAACCCGAAUGUUGUGGCAGCAAGUACCUAUCCUCAAAUGUUAAAUUUGAGUCAAGAACAGGUGCAAGCACUUUUACACCCACAAACGUCAGCGGCAUCAGCGUUAUUGUCUCAUUCACAGAGGCAUACACCGCCUGCGCACAAUGCACACAAUAAUGCGCAUCCAAAACCUGCGGCAUAUCCACCACCACUUAUUCCAGUCAACGGUAAUUCGAAUAAUGCGAGAGAUUCACAUGGAAGAAAGCAGUUAAUAACUAUACCAGAUGCAAUGAUAUCAGCUUCGUCUCAUGUCCAACCUUAUGGAAUACAAAAAGCACUUGUCGAAGAAAAAUUAGUGCCCUGUAUUAAUUUCAAACCUUAUAUUUAUUCCGAACUGUUAAUGACAUUACCGGAUUUUGUAUCGCAGUAUUUUCCAGCAUGUGAUAUUAAUAAUUGUCGGCAAGUCAUUACGGAGGUACUUGGUCUUGAUUUAUAUCAAGGAAAUAGAUUACAAAUGAAGAAAUUAUUAGAAGCUGGUAAAUGUUCAUCACUGAGUGACGAAUUGCCAUUAAUCCAUGUGAGAAAUAUAAUGAAAUACAUGCCUCAAAUGAAAUAUAUGUUCAGAAAUAUGGCAAUGCCUCCAACAACAGCUCAUUCAAAUGAAGAGCAUCCAUCAAAAAAACGACAACGUACAAGCUAGGAUUGGCUCCAGCCUUACUGGCCCACUUACGAUUACUACCAUUCGGCAUUUUAAUAAUAAUAAAAUAAUGAAUAAUAACGACAACAAUAAUAAUAAUAAAAAAUAACAUUAGUAAUAAUAAUAAUGAUAAAUCAAUAAACAAAAUAUAAUUAAAAGUGUCGUUUGUCAAGUGUCGCGUGUGGUAAAGUGGCACGUGCUGUGUUUAUUUAUUUAAAAAAUCAAUUUAUUUUCUUCUCAUGUUGAUUUACUUAAUUAUUUAUAUUUAUUGCUAAAUAAAAAUAUAUUGACUCAAUUUAAAAAAAUAUGACAUUCAAAUAGAAUAUAAAUAUUAAUUUGUAAAAAACAAGUGUGCGGUAAUUAUUAAAAUAAUUUUUAAAAAAUUAAAUAAAAUAUGAAAUUUAAAAAAAAAACAGUUCGUGCCUGCACGUAAGGCUUUUUUUAACAUCAGCGAAACAUCGCGACAUGGAAAAUGCUGCUCUCAUCUUCACAUUAAUGACUGAAAUAAAUAAGAAAAAGAAUUAAUUAAUUAAUUAACUAAAAAAUAAAAGUAAGCAAAUAAAUAAAAGUAAAAAUAUUUAAAUAAAAUAAUAAUUAAUAUUAAUUUAAAUGACUUAUUAUUUUAGUGAAUUUAGAGGUGUAAUUGCAUUUCACAUUUCACAUUUUAUUAUUUCAUUAUUAACGUUUAUAUUAAUAUAAAUAAAUAAAAAAAAAUUAAUUGAUUAAUUAAAUUUAAUUAUACGACUUUGUAGCUUUAAU
Messenger RNA from Microplitis mediator, 3675 nucleotides. RefSeq lists its product as uncharacterized. NCBI's taxonomy places the organism in Eukaryota, Metazoa, Arthropoda, Insecta, Hymenoptera, Braconidae. The transcript is spliced from 7 exons. Bases 601 to 2919 code for a protein of 772 amino acids. The record is from RefSeq and is a predicted model, not a curated record.